AUGUCACUUCCCACCAUUAACAAAGAAGAAAUUAAAGGUCUUAUAACAUCAAUAUACCAAGAUAAAAAAAAUUAUAAUAACAUAGUCAAAUUAUUAAAUAUUUACUCCAAAUAUCCUCCAGAAUCCUUUAUUGAUGAACAAGACGGUAAUUUACAGACAAUUAGAUAUCUAACCUUAAAUUUAUUUAAAAUUUUUAAAAAAUUAGCUGAAUUAAAUCUUUUAUCUGGUGCUGGCUCUACUGCAAAUAGCAACGAGAAAAUUUUGAUCCAAUGGUGUAGAAAAAAUUAUGAAUUGUAUAAAUCAAAAAUCUUAUUGGAUUAUAUGACUCAAAUAAAGGUUGCUAAUUCUUUAAGUUUAGAUUGCUUGGAUAUUUAUAUGAAUUGUAUUGAAUUGGAAUCUAUUUAUUUUAGUUCCAAAAGAGGUUUGCCAUAUUUCCCCAAUAGGACGCUACAAAAAUUAAUUAGCCGCUUACUAUUUACAGGAAAUAAGGGAAAUGAUUUAGCAUAUAUUCUUGAUGAAUUUGCUGAUAAAUAUUAUAAAAAAUAUGUUGAUGUUCAAUUUUAUUUUCAAAAUGAAUUUAAUAAUCUUAUCACCGAUGGUACAUAUCCUCCUGAAAAAAAUAAUAAUUUGGUAAAGUUUUGGAUUAAGUUAAUGAAUCAUGACAAUCAUUAUGAUAGUGAUGACUGUGAUUUGGAAAUUUUAGUACCACAUCCACCAUCGAUUAUGGAAAAUGAACACAAGUUUAAAGAUUUCGUGGAAAAUAAUUGGUUGUUUAUUUUAUCUAAAGUAACUAGGCCUGAUCAAUACAAAAUCAUUUUGUUAAUUUUGCAUAAAAGAAUUAUUCCACAUUUCAAUACGCCGUCCAAGCUUAUGGAUUUCUUAACUGAAUCAUAUAACUUACAGUAUGUUGUUGAUGAUGAUGAUGAUGAUGAUGAUGAUAAUCAUAGUGAUAAUAACCAUAAUAACAACGGAAGUAUUGUUAUCCCAUUAUUAGCCUUAAACGGGUUGUUUGAAUUAAUGAAAAAUUAUAAUUUGGAAUAUCCUAAUUUUUACUUCAAGUUAUAUCAGUUAUUUACUCCAGAUAUGAUGCAUGUUAAGUAUAGAUCCAGAUUUUUAAGAUUAAGUGAUAUUUUUUUAAGUUCAACACAUUUAAGUGCACAACUAGUGGCUUCUUUUAUUAAGAAAAUGGCAAGACUAACAGUAAAUGCUUCUACUAGUGCAAUUAUUUCCAUUAUUCCAUUUAUUUAUAAUUUAUUGAAAAAACAUCCAACUUGUAUGAUCAUGUUGCAUGAUCCACAAUAUAUUAAAACACCAGGUAAUGUCUUUAGUACCAAUGUAAAGAAAAUGGAAUACAUAGACUCUUUUGAUAAUGAUGAAAAAGACCCAGAAUCUACAAACGCUAUUGAAUCCUCAUUAUGGGAAUUAGAAACUUUAAUGCAUCAUUAUCAUCCCAAUGUGGCUAGUUUAGCCAAAAUUUUUAAGAAUCCGUUUAGAAAAUAUAGUUAUAAUUUAGAGGAUUUCUUGGAUUGGAAUUAUGAUACCUUAUUAAAAGCUGAAUUAAAGAGAAGUUUAAAGAUACUUCCAGCAUUAAAUCAUGAAUUUACUAGUAAUGGUAGUAAUAGUGCUGAUCAUAAGAAAAAGUAUACUGUUUUUGAUGAUUUUGUUCAAAACGUUGCUUUCUAG
Saccharomycodes ludwigii is the source of this 1683-nucleotide messenger RNA. It is a transcript of the gene NOC4, whose product is annotated as ribosome biosynthesis protein NOC4. Bases 1 to 1683 code for a protein of 560 amino acids. The record is from RefSeq and is a predicted model, not a curated record. Gene Ontology annotation, biological process: ribosome biogenesis. Gene Ontology annotation, cellular component: nucleolus; Noc4p-Nop14p complex; small-subunit processome. NCBI's taxonomy places the organism in Eukaryota, Fungi, Ascomycota, Saccharomycetes, Saccharomycodales, Saccharomycodaceae. The transcript has a single exon.